This is a messenger RNA of Puccinia triticina, 810 nucleotides long. RefSeq lists its product as uncharacterized. The transcript has 4 exons. Gene Ontology annotation, cellular component: exocyst; cytoplasm. Bases 1 to 810 code for a protein of 269 amino acids. Gene Ontology annotation, biological process: Golgi to plasma membrane transport; exocytosis. NCBI's taxonomy places the organism in Eukaryota, Fungi, Basidiomycota, Pucciniomycetes, Pucciniales, Pucciniaceae. The record is from RefSeq and is a predicted model, not a curated record.
AUGCUGGAUCAGCAACUCGAUGAACUCUUCGGCCAACAUCUCGACAAUAGUCGAUAUGAGGAACGCGAGUGCAAAAUCUUGACUGAGUUAUAUGUCAGCUAUCUACUUGAGUUUGCAAGAUGGCACAGUGGGAUCUCGGCUGAUGAUUCAACCAACCCAUUGACGGAAGAACUCUCUACCACCCCUGAGCUCUGCGAAAGUGAUGGCCAGUUGGACUUGAAUGUCGUUGACAAAUUGCUUACUUGGCACGCAGAGAGUGUCGGACGGAUGAUUGAGCUCACACUGGCAGAAAGCUUUUCUAAAGGAUAUGUUAAAACGGCACUCAAAACAUCCUUGGCCCAAUUCUCGAGUUACAAACUCAAAGCUGAGCCAAGCCUGAAGCCGAUGACGGUGAUCAAGACGGCCGACAUGACGAUGCAUUUGUGGCAACAAUACGUGACGACAGUGAUUGUUCCACUGGCUGCUGCCAGUGUGAACAUCCAAAGAGAGAUGGAUCUGACAAUGUACCAAGACAUGAUUGCCAAGUUCAAUAUCCCGGGCCUGAACAAGCAAUAUGAGAUGAUUCGAGAGUUGGGGAAUAUCUUUGUAGUCCAGCCUUCAAUCCUCAAGUUGUAUCUGGGUGAAUCAGCGAUGUUAGGAAGGAUCAAUGGCAAGCUAUUGAGACCUUUCUUCCUCAUGAGAGUUGAUUAUGGUGAUCAUUUGAAGAAGCUUUGGGAUGAGAUUGUUGGCAAGUCCAAGCAGCAAGAGCUUGGUGCUGGGGGUGGUGGUCACGUUGAUAGAGGUCUUUGGCUUGAGCUCACCGGCUCUUGA